Amoebophrya sp. A120 is the source of this 226-nucleotide messenger RNA. The record is from the annotation of a GenBank genome assembly. NCBI's taxonomy places the organism in Eukaryota, Dinophyceae, Syndiniales, Amoebophryaceae.
UCUUCUCGACAUCCAGGCACAAGAAAAUGUUGCUGGGCAGACACGAUCCAGCGCCGCUGCGCCCCUGCUUCAUUGCGGUCUACAACUUUUUGGCAGUCGCAGGGCUUUUUGGGUCUGUUGUGGUACUACCCAGACCCACCUCUGCUUCAUCCCAGAUCAAGAACGGAUUCCGGAUCGGGCCCGAGGAUUCGUUCUGGUUGGACGGAAGGAAGUGGAACAUGCUCGC